AUGUUGUUCUGCGACACGCGGAGACCCUGAAACACACACGAAAAGUUUAAACUUCUUCCUUUUGUGAUGGAAAAAAAAAACCCAAAAAACACACGCGCGCACAAAAAAAAGGUUGCGGGAGGAAGCGGAGGAGACCGGAAGCGGGGAUCAGCUCUUACGUGCUGCGGGGACCAAUCACGGCGCAGGGGAAGGGCACUCGGGCAGCCAAUCGCGGCGGCGCAUCCGUCGCCCACGUGGUGGGAAGAAGGGGCGGGGCCAAGAUGCUUCAACUCCAAAUAAUUGCGAGGAGGAAGAACUUUUUUUUUUCUCCCGGAGUUUGCGCACUAAAACUAAAAGUCCUCACGCAUGUGUCUCGUGAGAAGUGAUCGAUUUGACAACAACUUACACAACUAACACGAUUAUCGAUCGAGAGAGAGAGAGAACCAGCUGGACCGGAUCGAUCAAUCAAUACGGUUUUAACUCCUCAUCGUGGAAACACCACGUGGGGUUCGCGUCGCUCGCGCUGGGUUUCUUUUCGGGUGGGAUUCGUGCACGUGAUGUCAGCUGCAGCGGCGCGCGUCGAUUAACAAACUGUGUAUUAUUUAUCCUCGCGAUUCCUCCGUGUCUUUGUGUGCACGUGCUAGGUCAGUAGCGUCAGGUACACACGCACGAGCGCGUGCGGGUGGGUGUGGGGGGUCUGGAUGGAGUUCGAGGCGUCCGGCAUCGGGGAGGAGUGCGGGGUGUUCGGCUGCGUGGCCGCGGGAGAGUGGCCCACGCAGCUGGAGGUCGCGCAGGUCUUGACGCUGGGUCUCGUGGCGUUGCAGCACAGGGGUCAGGAGAGCGCCGGCAUCGUCACCAGUAACGGAGCCAGUCCGCCUACCUACGCGGCGCACAAGGGCAUGGGCUUGGUGAGCGCGGCCUUCGCCCCCGAGGCGCUCCAGAAGCUGCGCUACGGGAACCUCGGCAUCUGCCACACGCGCUACUCCACCACCGGCAUCUCCGAGCUGCAGAACUGCCAGCCCUUCGUGGUCGACACGCUGCACGGCCGCAUCGCCGUGGCGCACAACGGCGAGCUGGUCAACGCCGCCGCGCUGCGCAAGAAGGUCAUGCGUCACGGCGUGGGCCUCUCCACCAGCUCCGACAGCGAGCUCAUCACCCAGCUGCUGGCGCUGACGCCCCCGAUGGAGGAGCAGGACGCACCGGACUGGGUCGCCAGGAUAAAAAACCUGAUGAGCGAGACGCCGACGUCGUACUCGCUGCUGGUGAUGUUCAAAGACGUCAUCUACGCCGUGAGGGACCCGUACGGCAACCGGCCGCUCUGCAUCGGGCGCAUCGUCCCCGUCUCCAAGAUGCACAGCUCGGGAGCCGGCGAGGAGGACACCGAGGGCUGGGUGGUGUCGUCGGAGUCCUGCAGCUUCCAGUCCAUCGGCGCCAAGUACUACAGAGAGGUCUUACCGGGAGAGAUCGUCCAGAUCUCGCGGCACGGCGUCAAGUCUCUGAGCGUGGUGCCGCGGCCCGAGGGCGACCUGCCGGCCUUCUGCAUCUUCGAGUACGUCUACUUCGCCCGGCCGGACUCCAUCUUCGAGGGCCAGAUGGUUUACACGGUGCGGCAGCGCUGCGGCCGGCAGCUCGCCAUCGAGGCGCCGACGGACGCCGACGUGGUCAGCACCGUGCCGGAGUCGGCGACGCCCGCCGCACUGGGCUACGCCCAACAGUCCGGGCUGCCGUACAUCGAGGUUCUGUGUAAGAACCGCUACGUGGGCCGGACCUUCAUCCAGCCGAACACCCGCCUGAGGCAGCUGGGCGUGGCCAAGAAGUUCGGUGCCCUGACGGAUAACUUUGCCGGGAAGCGUGUGGUGCUGGUGGACGACUCCAUCGUCAGGGGCAACACCAUCUCGCCCAUCAUCAAGCUGCUGAAGGAGGCCGGCGCCACCGAGGUCCACAUCCGGGUCGCCUCUCCUCCGAUCCGGUUCCCGUGCUACAUGGGCAUCAACAUCCCCACCAAGGAGGAGCUCAUCGCCAACAGGCCCGAGUUCCAGGACAUCGCCGGAUACAUCGGUGCGGCCAGCGUGAAGUACCUGACCGUGGACGGGCUGCUGUCGGCCGUGCAGGAGGGCAUCGCCUCCCUGCGGCAGAAGGACGAGGUCAUCGGCUCCGGCGGCAACAAGUCCGGCAAGAAGGUCGGCCACUGCACCGCCUGCCUGACGGGGAAGUACCCGGUGGAGCUGGAGUGGUAGCGGGGACCGCCGGGAAUCAAAACGGCCGCGUGUUUGAAUCCGGCCGUCGGAGACGCGCUUGAUGCCGAUGCAGUCGCGUGGUUUCUCCAGCGGAGACGCGAGGCAGUCGGAGCUUCUGGGAAGCUGAGAAGAAGCCUCACAAUCACACUACAGAAUAUCGGUGCUGUCCCUUUAAGUAACUUUUCAUAACAUCUAUUGUUGUUUACUCCGUGGUGAUGUCACUGCUUUGAUUACACACACGAUGCUUUAUUUUUAUUUUUUUUAGGGUUACUUGGAUGUAUUAACAUUUCAAGUGUUGCGUAAACCGGAGUAUUAGAUGUUAUUUACCGUGUCAGUAAAGCGCACAAGGCUCGGACCAGAGUUGAGCCGUCUUCUUUUUCCUUAUUACGUUUGACUUUUUUUACCUUUUGACCUCAAAAUGAACCAUUAGGCUCUUUUUGUUGCUGGAUAUUUUGUUUUCUUAACUUUAAAACAUGCAUGAUAUAUAUAUAUAUACACCAGAAAUGUUGAAUAAUAAACUGAAUAACUUCACACAAGUA
Messenger RNA from Pseudoliparis swirei, 2755 nucleotides. It is a transcript of the gene ppat, whose product is annotated as phosphoribosyl pyrophosphate amidotransferase. NCBI's taxonomy places the organism in Eukaryota, Metazoa, Chordata, Actinopteri, Perciformes, Liparidae. The transcript has 10 exons. Gene Ontology annotation, molecular function: amidophosphoribosyltransferase activity. Gene Ontology annotation, biological process: purine nucleotide biosynthetic process; purine nucleobase biosynthetic process. The record is from RefSeq and is a predicted model, not a curated record. Bases 681 to 2216 code for a protein of 511 amino acids.